AACCCUUUUCUCUCUUUCUUUUCUAUAAUGAUCUGGCAGAAGAAAAUGUAGCAUCAUUUCUUUUAUCCUGAAAUGAGUUAUUGCUUUUAUAUUUGCUUUAUCUUUAGACUAUCUCACUGUUUUAUCUGGGAUGAGAUCAGGAGCCAGCAGGCUUCUGGUUCUAAUUAACAAUUAAAUUCCACAAAAUACUGAGUAUCUACCUGGUACUGGGCACUGCCUUAAAUACUAGGGCUUCAAAGAGGACUAAGAGAGGCUCCACGUUGGAGAAGCUCCCUGUGUGUAAGGAAGCCAAGAGGGAAACUGCUGAACGCCAUUUGAUGUGACAGCUCUCUCCCCAGCCUUCGUGUGUUACCUUGGGGGCGAUGCAGACCUGGGCACUGUGGACGUUUCCUUUGCUCUGCAAAUUCAGCCUGGCAGCUCUGCCAGCUAAGCCGGAGAACAUUUCAUGCGUCUACUACUAUAGGAAAAAUUUAACUUGCACUUGGAGUCCAGGGAAAGAAACCAGUUAUACCCAGUACAGAGUUAAGAGAACAUACUCUUAUGGAAAUAAAAGUGAAAAUUGUACAACCAAUAGUUCUACAAGUGAAAAUCGUGCUUCCUGCUCUUUUUUUCCUCCAACUGUAACAAACGUAGAUAAUUGCACCAUUGAAGUGGAAGCUCAAAAUGCAGAUGGUGUAAUUAAAUCUGAUAUGACAUAUUGGAACUUAGAUGCCAUAGCAAAAACAGAACCACCUGGAAUUCUCAGUGUGAAACCAGUUUUGGGUAUCAAACGAAUGGUUCAAAUAAAAUGGAAAAGGCCUGAGUUGGCACCUGCUUCAUCUAAUUUAAAAUACACACUUCGAUACAGGACAGUCAAUAGUACCCGAUGGAUGGAAGUCAACUUCACUGAUGACUGUUCCAAUACAGACCAAACCUACAACCUCACAGGGCUGCAGGCUUUUACGGAAUAUGUCAUAGCUCUGCGGUGUGUGGCCGAAGAGUCAAGCUUCUGGAGCGCCUGGAGCCAGGAAGAAAUGGGAACGAGUGAGGAGGAAGCUCCAUAUGGCCUGGAUGUGUGGAGAAUCUUGAGACCAGCUGAGGCCGAUGGAAGGAGGCCAGUGUGGUUGCUGUGGAAGAAUGCAAGAGGAGCCCCAGUCCUGGAGAACACGCUUGGCUACAACAUACGGUACUUUCCAGAAAACAACACUAACCUCACAGAGGCAGUGAACACCACUAACCGGCAGCUUGAACUGCAUCUGGGAGGCGAGACCUAUUUGGUGUCUGUGAUUUCAUAUAAUUCUCUUGGCGAGUCUCCAGUAGCGACUCUGAGAAUUCCGGCUCUUCAUGAAAAGUCAUUUCGGUGCAUUGAGGUCGUGCAGGCCCGCCUUGCUGAGGACCAGCUGGUGGUGGAGUGGCAAAGCUCUGAUCCGAAGGUGGACACAUGGAUGGUUGAGUGGUUCCCAGAUUUGGACUCAGAGCCCUCUGCUUAUUCCUGGGAAUCUGUGUCUCAGGCCAGGAACUGGACAAUCCAGCAAGAUAAAUUGAAACCCUUCUGGUGCUAUAACAUCUCUGUGUAUCCAGUGUUGCCAGACCAAGUGGGGGAGCCAUAUUCCAUUCAGGCUUAUGCCAAAGAAGGCUUUCCAAAAGAAGGUCCUGUGACCAAGGUGGAGGACAUUGGAGUGCAGACUGUCACAAUCACAUGGAAAGAGAUUCCCAAGAAUCAGAGAAAUGGUAUCAUCAGUAACUAUACCAUAUUUUGCCAAGCUGAAGAUGGAAAAGAAUUCUCCAAGACAGUCAACUCCAGCAUGCUGCAAUAUAGCCUGGAGUCCCUGACACGAAAGACCUCUUACACUGUUCAGGUCAUGGCCAGCACCAGUGCUGGGGGAGCCAAUGGGACAACGAUAAAGUUCAAGACAUUGUCAAUCAGUGUCUUUGAGAUGUUCCUUAUAACUUCUCUGACUGGAGGAGGGCUUCUUAUCCUCAUCAUCCUGACAGUGGCAUAUGGUCUCAAAAAACCCAACAAAUUGACUCACCUGUGUUGGCCCAAUGUCCCCAAUCCUGCUGAAAGCAGUAUAGCCACAUGGCGUGGAGAUGAUUUCAAGGAUAAACUAAAUCUGAAGGAAUUUGAUGACUCUGUGAACCUGGAAGAAGACAGGAUCCUAAAACCAUAUUCUACCCCUAGUGACCUUAUUGACAAGUUGGUGGUGAAUUUCGAGAAUUUUCUGGAAGACGUUUCUAUAGAGGAAACUGGAAAGAGUCAGGAAAACAUUUUGGGAGGGGAAAAGAAUGAGUACAUGACCUCCCCCUACAGGACUGAGUAUGCUCCAGGGAAGAGUUUUGAGGAGUCCCUGGUUUCCACUGAGAUUCCUCCCAGAAAAUCGCAACACCCGUGUUUGAGAAUGCCGGAAGGGACCUACUCAGAAGCCAAAGAGCAACUUCUCUUUUCUAGUCCGAGUUUAGGGCCAGACUAUUUCGGUGAGGAAGGAGCACCAAAUCCAUAUUUGAAAAAUUCAGUGACAACCAGAGAAUUUCUUGUGUCUGAAAGACUUCCAGAGCACACCAAGAGAAGUCUAAAUGCCACCGUGGCAUGAGACCCUCGGAGCCUCGGUGCAGACGGCCCUUGCCUAGUGAAAAUACCACAACUUGGCACAAAGUGCUUCCAUGUCCCCUCCCCACCGUCUCCCUGACCCCGAGCUGCUGGCUGAGCUUGGCUGGCACAGAUGGGAACUGGUGCUGGGAAGAAGGAGGGGCGAUAAGAAGCCCCAGCGCUUUGUAGAGGGAAAGCAAUUUAUUUCCUUGUGUUCAGAUAGCAGGCUGUCACCAAGGCCUCUUGACAGAUUGACUUUGAAGGACGAGCCCAGGUUCUGAGCCCAAAGGAGUCCUGAGGUGGACAUACCUGGCUCCCCAGAAAUGGGUCGUGGCCACAGCCUUUGCUGGGGCUCCUCACCAGAGUUCCAGGAGGGCCUCUCCCUGUCACCAGAGGAUGGUUGUUUAGUUGGUACUUGGGUGGUUGGGUGGAAGCCUGGGCUCUGGGCUUCCCCUCUGAGGCAGCCCUGAAAUCUUACUCUCCCCACACAGACGGGCUGGAAAUGGAGUGGACCUUCCUAAGGGCGUGCCUGAGGCUUCUCCUAACAAUUAUGGAGUCUCCAGUGUCUGCAGCAACACCGCACCCUGGACUCCUCGCCCCAUUUACAGCACAGUGACUGCCAACACAUCCAGGAAGGAGGGAGGGUCCCAGAGGGGUGCUGGAGACUGGACUCUGCUGGGUGCAGGUCUGCCGGUCUCCAGGCCUCCUCCCAGCCCUCCCACCUUGCCCCUGAGCCUGGGAGUAGAAAGGCAGCAGACAUUGCAGUGCUGUUGUACAGGGACUCUGGCCCCUCACGCUGGCUCAGAGUCCAGGACCAGGAAUGCUUACUGAGCAUACCCUUAAGAGGCCUCUUCCCAGAAGUAGCUGAGCAGGCCUGGGGACAUGCAAUGUUUAGCAACUUUGCUGCCCCAACACACGGAUUUCUGCUCCUUUGCUCCAGCCGAGCAUAGAGCUCGUGACAGUGGAGCCUUUCAAGUACGUGCUGAUUGCACUGGGACCUGGGGUGCAGCUGUCUCUGGGCUCCUACGAUGAUCACAGCCAUGGAGUCAGCGUUGCGGGAGGUCACCGGGAGGUCACUGGGAGCCUGGGGAGAUCAGGGGCAGGCGAGGUAAUAAGUGAGGGGCCCGAGAUGCAAUGACCCAGCAUUUGCCUGCCUGGAAGCCUGAUGCUAUUUUUUCUAGGAGAGUUCAAGAAGUCAGUACUUGUGUCCCAGGCAUGAACUUUCAUAAGCCACCAACUCAGUUGUGCAAAACAUCACUUUACUUUCCUAUAAAUAAAAUUAAUUUCUAGCCCAAACCCCUGACACUUGGAAGUAACCUCAGCCCAGUUUGGAGAUUUGGGGGUUGAUUUACAUUUAUAGCUCAGUCCCAUUUGGGAUUUUGACCUCCCCUGUCCUACCCAGGACUGGUUCUGAGGACAGAGGACCUUGAAUGGAGCAGCAUUUGUGGGGCAGAGUGAGCCACUCAGUGGAGUGGCUCUGGGAUCCUGUGUUCAUCCAGCCAUGGUUUUGUCGCUGGUCUUAUGUAUAUGCCUUGGCCACAGCUGUCCCUGUUGGGUCACCUGCCACUCGCCUCAGCCCACUGCUGCCCACUAACUGUGGGCACAGGAAGGUGUGGCUGCUCUCCUGAAGCUCCCUCCUCAUUACAUCUAAAUGAUGUCCUCGUUAAAUCUCAAGUGGCUGCACCACGCCCAACUCUUCAGCCCUGGUUUACAAGAUAGUGACUGCAGAUUUUUCAAGGAAUGAGGAGGCCUGAGGAAGGGCACUGGGGAACGGACCCAGGUCAGCCCUCCUGUCCCUCUGUCCUGCACCCAAUCCUGGGUGUGGAAAGGGACCAAUCAAAAGCUUCCCUGAUCCCUACUCUGCCACUGCCUCCGGGUGGCUUGGCACUUCUGUGAGGCUGCUGUCCUAGAGUUCCAGAUGGGGCCCUGUCCGCCUUUGGAGUUGUGACCGUAUGGGGAGGUUCUAGCCUCGCCUCCUGUCUUGGCCCAAGGAGCGGGGAGGCACAGGAACCCCCACAACCGUCCUGUCUCCCCUCUGGCCCCCUGCCCACCUCCAGCUGGGGGACCCUUCUCAAGUCCUGUGGGAGAUGGGGGAGAGGAGACAGCCCGGAAUGAGUCCUCCGUGAUUGUCUGUCUCAUACCUGGAUGAGGCUUUAGAACCUAAAGUCCAAGAAUUCCACGGCUGGAGGUGGAGAAAGGUUCCCGAAUGGCUCCCAUGAUUGUGUUGCCCUCUGGCCCCCAUCAUCGAAGCAGAAAUACCUUCUGUGCAUAGCUGGCGAACGCCCCUCGGCCCUUCCUGUGCCAUUUCUCCUCUUCUCUCCCUUCCCUCUUGCCUCUGUCUUCUGCAUCUUUUUCUGCUCAUGUUUUAACUCUUCCUUUUAUUUCUUGUUUCUUUUCAUUCCUUUCUCCCCUGGCCAUUGGCCUUCUUUGAUCAUUUUCCAUAUCUACUUUUGCCAACUUCGAGGGGUGGGAAGAUGGUGCUCUCUGUUCUGUUCUAGGUGGGUCUGAGGUGGUUUCGCAGGAGCCAGGUGAGAGGAGCAGCUCCCAAGAGCCCUGCAGCGCAUGCAGCGGGCCUCACGCCUCACGCCUGGCCCUCCAGAGCAGGCUCAAGGGACACCAGCCUCAGCGCUCUGUCCCCACUCCCAGCCCCCACUCCUGGCGCCCUGGGCUGGCCCUCUGGCUGGGGAAGGCCCUGCGCAUUUUCUGUUUACUGUCAGACACCCUGUGAGAACACAAACAGGAAGGCUUGUGUUUAGCAAGGUCAUUAAAAAUGGAGAAAAUGUCCAUUAAAGAGUUUUCUGGGGCUCUGGGAACCCUGUAAACAGCUAGGUUAGUGGCCUAUUAGUGGCCUUUCUUUUACAGUAAGAGCAGAAAACUUUAAAAGAAUGGCAGAGAAGCCAAUCUGUCGUUUUUGCUUUUUUUUUAAAAAAAAAAGGCUAUCCCUUCCUCCUGGCGUCUUAGGUGGCAGCGUGAAAACAUGGUGGGGGUGGGGGUCGGGGAUGGGACGAGAGAGGCCUCCGGAGUGGAUCCCUGGAGCUCCCUGCUGCUCCCCCGGUGUGUGGCCGUGUGUGCGGGGCAAGGCUGUGCUGGUCCACCCAGACCCCCCAGUCUGAUUCCGGCCCCCCACACCCCCCAGUUCCUGCUGCUGCCGCCUGUGGGCCAAAUGUGGGCUGCAAGCUAAAAGCCAUGUUGACAUUUUUAAAUGGUUGAAAACAAAAUCAAAGGAAGAAUAAUAUUUUGUGAUUUCAGUGUCCACAAAUAAAGCUUAAUUAGAACCCAGCCAUGCCCAUUAUUUAUGUAUCCUCUAUGGGUGCUUGCCCCACGCCCCCACAGGCAGAGCUGAGUAGCUGCAACAGAGACAGUUUGUCCCACAGAGCCUAAAACGUUCACCAUGUGCCCCUUUGCAGAAAAGUUUAUGACCACCUGCUGUAGCCCAUAGAUGGGAAGCUCAGGCCACACUCUGUUUUAACUUGGAAUUUGCUGCUAAUUAAAAAAGAAACAGGGUGUGUCCUUCUGGAUUCCACCUGAAUACGGCCCCCUUUGGAAGAACACACACUCUCUGGCUCCCGGAGCCCCCAUAAUGUUCCAUCCCCUUCCCAUUGUGAAGGUGGAGAGUUGGUGGCUGUUUAUCACUUACACCAGUGGUUUUCAACCACAGUGACUUUGCUUCCCAUUCCACAAGCCGCAGACGUUUUGGCAAAUGCCUAGAGAUAGUUUUGAUUGUCACAACCGGGAAGGUGCUACUGGCAUCUAGUGGGUAAGGCUGGCAAUGCUGCUGUCAUCCUACAGGGCAGCCCUCACAGCAAAGAAUUACCUGCCCGAAAACAUCAGCAGGGCCGAGGCUGAGAAAUCCUGCCCUGAACUAAGCUCUGCCCAACGCGUUUGCACGGGUGAGACUCAGCAUCUGUACAUGGCUCCAGCUGUCUCUCUCUUUUUUUUCUUUUUAAUUUACAAUUUGUUUGGGGCUCAACUGUACAACAACAAUCCCAAAUGCUCUAAAUAUCAAACAUUUAUCUCAUUCUUAACUCGCGAUAUUAUCUCUGUGUACCUAUAUACAUUCUCACCUAAUUCCAAGUCAUCCGUUGAAUACAUUGUGUUCUCCCUUUACUUUCAGUUAUUUCAUAUGUGAAAUUCUUGCACGAACACAGCAUUGUGAAUGGCCACACAGAGCACAGUGUGCCUGCACUGAGUGGUUUGCUAAGGCCUCCCUUAGUGGACAGGAUUGUUUCAAAUGUCCUCCUGUACAUGAAACAUCUUUGUAUAAAAUUUUCUUUUCUCACCUUUGUCCUAUCUCCUUGGGGCUGUUUCCAAAAGUGGAAUUGCUGGGUCAGAGUUUUAUGGUUAUGGUCACAUAUUGCAUGACUGCAUGCAUCCCAAGAGAGGCUAUCUGAUUGAUAACAUCAUCAGAGAUGUCUGAGGGAUCCUUUGUCCUUUUCCACUAAUAAUCAGCUGUUUACUACUAUACACUGGAUUUUGUCAGUUUAUUGGGAAUAGUUAAUAAAACCUUGUAGUUACUUGUGCCGCUUUAAUCCUUAUGAAGCCAAACUUUUGCCCUCUGUAUUUUACGGUCUACAUGUCCCUGUGUUUAUGUUACAGAACCUUCUCCCUCCACAUUCCUAGGGUAUUAGAGACCAGCUGAGCUGCAAGAAAUUAGAGGCACACAGCAGGACUUUAGCACAAUGGGUAGACUUUGUCAUUUGGUUCAUUUUUGUAGAGCAUUUUAAAAAAAAAGAAAUUCCAUACUUAGGCAUUUUUUUGUUUUAUGUAAAUGUUAAUUAUUGACAAGGCCUAUUUGUAAUCAGAGUGUGGCAUGGUCAGUGUCUUGUAUUCUUAUUGUGGGGGUGGGGUCCAGAAGAGUGGAGUGUGACAAAGAAUAUUAGCAGUCUCAUGCCCUCUGCAGCUUUCUCUGGACACUGGGGUCCAUGGCGAGUUUGCUGAGGAGCACAAACAGCCGCAGUCCAUGUUGGAAGAGCCCCGAGAGCACGUUAGCCAUCUGUGCUGAGCUCCGUGCAGGGCUGUCUCGUCCAAGAAGCCCACUCUGUGCUGGUGAGCAGGGCCGGGGAGAGCAAGGGGCACAGCUGCAGGAGAGAGCAAAACCUGCUGUCAGCAGCGGCUCCCUGGGUCGCUCGGGGGAAGCUAGAUGUGUGUAUGCCAAUUUCAUUUUUAGGAAUGGAAGUCUCUUCUCACGAUUCUACGUGUACACGUCACAGUUGCUUUGUUUCAAAUCUUCCUUUAUAGGAAACGACCCAAAGCGUGCAAGAAAACUUCCAGUUGGCCUUUCGAAAUAAAUAACACGUAUUUACUCUGAAGCAAAGCUGAACAUUGUCUCGUUGAGUCAGCAUAUGCUAAGCGAUCUGGGUGUCGAGCCCCUCCCAAGACAUGUUUUAUCAGCCAGCCUUUGUUGUCCUGCAGGAAAAAAUACGAGUUCCAGGAAAAAAUGACAGGCUUGCUGGUUGUUGACUUCCUUCCUGAUGGUAAAAUAACAGCCUCCUAAGCUGACAAUUCCAUGAAGUCUCACGAGUGGGUUCCAGAGAACACUUUCUGCUCUGACCAAAGGGGGAACGCUCUGUCCCAAGGCACUUCUCUUGGACCCGAAGCAGUGUUUUCCAUCCUAUAUCAGAGUCCAUUCUCUUCUCCAGACUCCAGUCUCCUCGCUAUCCCUCUCCCACCAAAAUUUAAAAAAAAAACAGAAACAAAAAACCUCCAAAACAAAAUCUUCUAAAAAGAGCAACCCCCAAAUAGAACAACAAAAUGAACUCCCACCCCGACCCCCGGCUCCUCCUGCCGGAAUAUCAUCCUUCCGGUCCUCCCCGAGCCCUUGCCGGGGAGAGCUCUGAGUGAACCAGCUCAGGACAGUCCUUCUGAGGCCUGUGGCACAGGGGACCCGUUGCAAUGCUGCUUGCAGCACAGUGGAUGUGCAAAGCCCUUAGAUGGGCGUCGUCCCUGUCACAGCACCGUAACUGCUCCGGCUGCGUUGUCUGUCAGAGUCAGGGCUUAGCCAACUUACCUGGUGGGAAGAGGGUCAGGUUCUUUGAGCACCUGGGGUCACUCACGGUGUGUCUGGCCAUCAGAACCAGUGCGUGUGAGUUGGGGUCAGUCCUCAGCGAGGCAGAGCCAUGCUCAGGGUGCGAGGCAGAGCCAUCCUCAGGGUGCGUGAACGCGGAUGGUCACCCCAGCUUCCUCCCCACCGCCCACCAGCCUUGGCUGCCAGCCUCGCCUUGGGAGCAGGUGGAAGUGAGGGCAGCAUGGAGGAAGUGAGAGAGGGUAAAGGAGGGGGCUUUGCACACCCAUGGGAUCAGGACACAGGCCCAGUGACAGACCAGGAAUGCUCUGGCUCAUUGCUCCCUUAUAAGACUCUACAGAACCCUGGCAACAAAACCCUCUUUUCUAGGGCUAUCAUGGCCACCUGCUCGUCCUACCUGCCACAGCUGUGCCUCCUGGCUUGUGACUUUGGUGGCUGGGUGGAGCCCUGGCUGUAGUUAGAGUGACUGGCUGUGUGGGACUGAGGGGUUCAUCAGCAUGUGGGACUUAGAAUGCUAAAACCUAACAGUCUUAGGCCAACCAGGAUGGGGUGACCCUGCAGUGCAGCUCCUGGUCCUGUCCCCUCCUUAGAGUUACACACUUGUGCUAGUGGUAUCUUGAGUGUGAUGAAUUCACUCUGCCCUCGGGGAGCCCCUUCCCUGACUGCGACAGGAGCUGGGGACCUAUGGGUGGCCCUUCCUCCUGCUUCCUUGGCAGGCCUGGUCCCGAGGUCCAACCACCUCCCAUGAGGCUCUGCCCCCCCCACUUCCCAUAAUGCUCUUCGGGACCCAUGACCCCCUCAGUAAACCUGGUCAUGUCAUGGAGACGCAACCCAGGAGACAUCCCUUCCUUUUCUUACAACAGCAACAAGCUGGACAGUGUCCUGCUUCACUGUGUGGCUGAUGUCUGUCGUGACCUGUUUCACUGUUGAGCCAGGCGGUGGGUGUGGGACCCGGACUUCAGAGGUUGCUGUGUCUCGCCUCCUGAGACCGCCCAGGCCCCAUACGCAGGCAGCCCGUCCUCCCAAGGCACUGGUGUCACGAAGAGCCACUGCUCCCAAUGGCCCAGAGCCUGGACAAGCCUCCGCAAAACCUGCUGUGCCCCUCCCUGUCCUUGUUUGGAGGCUCCGGCCAGCCCUUCAGAUUAGCUUGGUCCAAUGUCCCUCGUCCCAUUACGGGCUAGAGAAUAGGGAGGUUUCUGGCCAGUGCUGGCUGGUCUGCCGGGCUCUGGGUUAGGGAAAGUUGGUGGAGACAGGAUCAUGCGUGCUAAAUUCUGGGUCCUGAGAGCCCACCCACAGGCAAAUGCAUUGAAAUUGCCACAUUUCACAUUAAUUGUUAUGUCUUUUGGCCUUUAACAUUUUGGAAGGGUUUUUAUGUUUUAUUCUUGAAAUUAUUUGCCCAUACAUAUCUGUGUGAUUUCUCAGCACCCAUCCUGACUCUCGAGGGAUUCUUGUAAAUUGAAAAAAACAUCCAUUCUAAUCCAUUUGCAAAUUGCUUACAGAUGUAAUAACAUGCUUACGAAUGCUAACAUAAUGAAGCUGGCUAUGUUUUGUUUUAUAAUCACUUAAAUAGUCUUCAGUUUUGCAAUUUUCUUUCCCCAUUUCUUUUUUUUUUGGUCAAUAAUUGUUUUCUUCAAUUGAAGUAUAUUUUUGUAGAGCCCUGAAAUAUUCGCUGGCCUCGGGUCCUGCCCCUCUAGUGCCAGAUGUAUAGAAUAUCUCCGGCUGAGAGGUCUCAGCAGCUCGAGCAGCGGGAGCAGCAGCAGCGGCCAGGCAGCCCAGCUUCGAGAAGGCUCUCAGUGCCUGCAGCCACCCGGCGCACCCUCCCCACAGUUGUCAGCUAAACCUGCUGCUGCAAAACUAGAAAGGAAGCCAAAAAAGGUAGCAGCAAGGGAUAGAUCUUCAGAUAAAAAAGUGCAAUGAAAAGGAGAAAACAGGUGGAAGUGGCUAAUCAAGAAACUAAAGAAGAUUUGCCUGCAGAAAAUGGAGAAACUAAAACAGAGGCGAGUCCUGCCUCCAAUGAAGCAGGAGAGAGAGAAGCCACGUCUGAUUAAUAGUAGACACUGUGUCCUAGCCAUGGUCCCUGUGUACCUCCUUGUACAAUCCAGAGGAAUAUUCUCAUCAACUACUUUGUAAAAGCAAGUUUUUACUAUCAAGCUCUAGAAACAUUUUUAAGGAGGGAAUCCCACCUCAUCCCAUUUUUAAAGUGCAAAUGCUUUUUCUAAGAGGUAAAUCAUUCUCUGGUUGUUUAUUUUUUGGUACAUCCAGAAAAUAGUGUGGAAUGUUGAAUUAUGGGAGGCUUUGACUGUCUUGGGUGUCAGCUUAACAUUCCAUGGAUGGGGGGUAGUUUUUAUAUCCUUAUAAUACAAAGCAUACUAAAUGGCACCGUGGAGUUCCAGGCCUGCAUUUAAUGUCUUGAGUGUUUAAAAUUACUUCUGUUCCCAUGUUUUUUAGUAGAAUUGUUUCCUAAAAACACUGCCCCUUGGUCAUGGCUGUCCUGUCAGAAUCGCGAGCACUCUGUAACACCUGUGGUCGUGGUAGUCCCGUGUUGCUGAUAACUUUGUUGAUGUGCUGGGAAAGACUGCAAAUUUGAGUGUGUAGUACAUGUGAUAAUAAAUUGAAUUCGUGGGACUUAUGUGACAGCUUAUCAGCGUUUGAAGAUACUGGCACUUGAUAUCCUCCUCUUAAGGAAAAUUUGCCUCCAAAUUUUAAGCUGAAAAGUCACUGGAAUAACAGUUUAAAAAAGAAUUACAAUAAAUGGCUUUUUAGAUUUGGGGUAUGUACAUUAAGAAUUGUGUACAAAUUGAAAUGUCUGUACUGAUCCUUAACCAAUAAAAUCUCAAUUACAGGCCGGGCGUGGUGGCUCACGCCUGUAAUC
This is a messenger RNA of Microcebus murinus (gray mouse lemur), 11460 nucleotides long. The record is from RefSeq and is a predicted model, not a curated record. NCBI's taxonomy places the organism in Eukaryota, Metazoa, Chordata, Mammalia, Primates, Cheirogaleidae.